Populus nigra (black poplar) is the source of this 4242-nucleotide messenger RNA. RefSeq names its product protein LONGIFOLIA 1-like. Lineage: Eukaryota; Viridiplantae; Streptophyta; Magnoliopsida; Malpighiales; Salicaceae. Gene Ontology annotation, biological process: regulation of monopolar cell growth. The record is from RefSeq and is a predicted model, not a curated record. The transcript is spliced from 5 exons. Bases 857 to 4048 code for a protein of 1063 amino acids.
UCUCUCUCUCUCUCUCUCAUCACAGCCCAGAUUUGACCCACACAUUCCACAUCCUCUUACGUUAAUGAGGUACUAAAGUCUAAAGGGUGGCAGUUGGCACCUGCACUUCUCAUUCUCUCCGAGAAGAUUUUCACACAAGCCUUUUUUUGCUUAUAAAAAAGCUUGCACCCCUCCCACACAGGUUCUAGCUUCUAGCCAGCAGCCAUUUUUUCCCUUCUUGGGUCUGCAAGUUUUUCUCUCUAGAAUAAAGAAAGCCAGAAGACAGUAUUAUUUUGUGCUGGGAUAAAACCCAAAAAAAUCCCUUCUUGGGUCUGCAAGUUUUUCCUGCCCUGUUUCACGUCAUAGUCUAAAGAAGGUGGGGGCUAGUGAGCAACCGUUUGAAGUGUUGGGUCCCUUGCCAUUUUCUUUUUGGUUCAGUUUAGGCUUUGGCAGAAAUUAUUGUCUGCCUUGCUUUCAUGCGAACAGAAAUAAUGAGAGGCUCUUUGUUGCUUUCUUUUUAUCUUUAAAUCUUGUUCCUUCAUUCUCUUCUGCUAUUCAAUAAUUUUCACAACCCUUCAAGAAAAGAAAAACAAUUCUAAAAGAACCAGCCUCCAAGUUCUUGGUUCAGAGAGAGAAACAAAAAUAUUGGUUCGCUCUGACCUGUAACCACCUAAAGACCAAGGUAGUACACAUCUGAUGAAGCGUCUUAAGUAUUCAAUGCUGAGUUCUGUAACUCAAGAUUCUCUUCGUCUUUCAUCUCUUUUUUCAUGGUUUCAAAGAUGAACUGUUGAAGCCAUUGAGAGCUUAGAAGGUGAAGAAAAGGAAGUCUACAAAGUUUAAGAGAGUUGUCUUUCUUGGGUUGCUCUGUGGAGAGAAGAUGUCUGCAAAGUAUAUGUAUAGGUUAUCGGAUGAAAACCCAGAUCUGCAGAAGCAUAUCGGAUGCAUGAAUGGCAUCUUUCAACUGUUUGACCGCCAUCAUAUCCUGGGCGGCAGCCGCCGAGCCACCAGCCAAAACCAAAAGAGGCUUCCAUCAGGUCAAAAUGGCAACCAUGGGAAUGGGAUCCAGCCCAAAGGUGCCCCACAAAAGAAGACCACGGAAAAGAGAGCCAAGGCAUUGAAAGAGAAACACAGAACCUCCACUGAAUCAUCAAGAACCUCGUUUUCAUCUUCCUCGUGUUCGUCCAGUAUCUCAUCCCUUGAAUGCAGUAAAGCAUCUCAGAUGGAACCGUCUUCUUUCAGUCAAUCUGUUGCCCCAGAAAACCAUGCUCGGAACUCACACACGUACAAACCAAAUGCUUAUUUGCAGUCAAGCCAACAAUCUCUUGAUCUCCGGGAUGUUGUUAAAGACUCGAUCAACAGAGAACCACGUGGCUUAUCAGUCAAAACUGCAACCACAGGAGAAGCCCGGGGCCAAACCUUGAAAUACAUUGAUUCCCCAAGACCAUUACAUUACCUCAACUCUGUAAAUCCCAAAGAUCCAGGUCCAAGGGAAUCAUUUAGAGUUCUUCAUAAGCUUCGAGAAUCGCCCUACAAAUCCAGUGAAGGGAAGAGUAAUUUCUUAACAGGUGGACUGAAGGAUGCCCGCAGGUUUUCUUAUGAUGGAUGGGAAUCAAGAGACACUUUGAAAUCUACUAUUAAGCUCAAGGAGCUCCCAAGGCUGUCACUGGACAGUAGAGCAGGCUCUGUAAGGGGUUCCAACCCUGAAAUGAAAUCAAAUUUUCUUUCAAGGGAUUUGGGGAGGGAUGAUCUGAACUCCAACAGUUUCCUAAACAACCAACAGGAUCCAGGAAGCAAUAAACGACCGUCUAGUGUAGUGGCCAAGUUGAUGGGCCUAGAAGCUCUGCCAGAUCCCAUGUCAACCAGUGGGAACCAAACAACGCAGAUUAAAACCCACCUAGAUGAAGAAAACAAGUUCCUGGGGUCAUCGAGAACAACUGAUUUGGACAAACAAAAUCGAAUUUCUGGCUCCCCAAGAAAUCUGCACAAGGAACCCACCUCACCCAGCCAGAGAAAUGCUGCCUCAGACAAGAAGCUCACUGCAUCCUUAAAGUUUCCAAUAGAGCCAGCUCCAUGGAGGCAGCCAGAUGGAAGCAGAGGUUCUCAAGCACCAGCUCAGAAGAAUCGGGUAACUCUAACUAAAGUCCCCAGCUCCUCUCUUUCUGUUUAUGGUGAAAUAGAGAAAAGGUUGGCACAACUUGAGUUCCAAAAGUCUGGAAAGGAUCUUAGAGCUCUUAAGCAAAUACUUGAAGCAAUGCAGAAGACGAAGGAGAUAUUAGAGACCAGAAAAGAAGAUUCAAGUUUUGAAACUCGGACAAGCAUUAUUAGCAGUCUUGAUCAGGGCUCAAAGUUGGCAAAUCUGCGAGACCUACAGAGCAACAGCCCCAUUUCUGUCCCUACAAAGGGGACCACUUCACCAAAGAGCUUUAAAUCUUCAAUUGUGAUCAUGAAACCAGCUAAGCUCAUUGGAAAAACCAUUAAUUCUGUUUCUGCAAUAAACGCAACAGAUAGUUCAUCAGGUAUUCACAGGCUCCGGGUUGCUACCCCUGAAGAUGGCAGAAAGGAAUCAGUUGACAAGCAAGCUGCUAAAGAUGUAUCUCCCAGAAUCAAGAAUCUUACAGACCAUUCCAAUAAACCUCUUCACCGAAAUCCCAUGGAUAAAAAUGCUGGUGCUAGAUCAAUAAGAUUGGCACAACCUUCAAAGGAGAUUCGAUCCACAACUAGAGAGGCCACCAACUCAGGUAAGAGGUCAGAAACCAUGAACCUAAGACAGCAACAGAAGAAACUGGGGUUUGAGAAGCAAUCUCGUCCAGCAACAGCAUCAUUGGAAUCAAACAGGAGAAGAAGGCAGCCAAGUAAACAGCCAACAGACUCAUGUUCUCCACAUCAAAAACCCAGAGCAAAAUCCCUCAACUUGCAGCCAAGUGAUUAUGAAUUGAGUGAUAUUAGUGAUUUAAGAGAUUCGAGUCACCACAGUGAUGCUGUUUCUCUGCAAUCUGAGAGCAACAUUAGCUUGGCCUCACAGUAUGAUGAUGAAGUCUCAAGCAAUGACAGAUCUAACAAGAUCAAUAAGACUUUUAUCCAGCAAGCACGCUUGAGACAAAGGAACCUGGCCGAAAGGUCAAUCAAGGGCACAUCAAUUCCAGAACCAAGACCAGCUUCUUCAGAACAACCAAGUCCUGUUUCUGUUCUUGAUGCCGCAUUCUAUGGUGAUGAAUUGCCAUCUCCCAUUAAGAAAAUAUCAAUUGCCUUUAAAGAUGAUGAGGCUCUAAAGUCUGAUGGGGUGGAGUGGAUUCCUAUAGAUGAAAAUUACUCAUUUAACAGCAUGAACUCCAGUCUCCACUCAAUGAUCAAUCAGAAGAAUGUGCAGAACCUCAAGCCCUUAAUUCAGAAUCUGAAAGAGAUGUUAUCUACUCACAAGGAAUACAUCACUGAUGAAACGACACCUUUCUACAACCACGCAAAUCCAGACCAUGAAUACAUUUCACAAAUAUAUUUAGCAUCAGGUCUCCAUAAAGACUUUGAAUCUGGUUUAAGAACCAUUAACCUCCAUCCAACAGGCACCCCUAUCAACCCUGAUAUAUUCCAUGCCCUAGAACAAGCCAAAGCAAGCUCAGGGCACUUCAAUGAUGAUCACAAUGGUAAAAGGAUAUCCCUGUCAGAAACUCAUGCCAAAAUCCAAAGGAAACUUCUGUUCGAUGUUGUGAAUGAAAUAUUAGUCCACAAAUUGCUAUCAGAAAAUUCUUCCAAACAGUGGCUCUCGUCAAAAAUGCUGGCUGGGAAAGGACAAAAAAGACAGCAACUACUGGGAGAUUUGUGCUCAGAGAUAGAUAGGCUGCAAUGUCUGCAUUAUCUUUUAGACGAUGAGGAUGACAAUUCAAGAAGCAUCCAAUGGGAGGAUUUGAUGCGUGAAUCAAUUCACUGGACCGCUUGCCAUGAUGAAAUUCAAGGAAUAGUUCUGGCUGUAGAGCGUUUGAUCUUCAAAGACUUAAUAACUGAGGUCAUAAACAGUGAGAUGAUUGGUCGACAAGGAAGGUUAGCUGGGCAUCAUAGGCAACUGUUUCCAAAAUAAUAUUUUUUUUGGCAUAACUGUUUCGACAUCGUAUGUUAGUAGUCCCUCCCACUGGUGUUAAAUUUGUGGGUCUAGCUUACUUUUCAAGUGAAAUCAAAAUAAUUCAUCAAGUAUAAAUUAACUUUACGCUAGCAUGUAAAUCUUUAAAAGAAGCUUCACAUAUAUAUAAAUUACAGUCACUGUAUAUGCAAGUA